Emiliania huxleyi CCMP1516 is the source of this 582-nucleotide messenger RNA. RefSeq lists its product as hypothetical. The annotation marks the transcript as partial. The record is from RefSeq and is a predicted model, not a curated record. The transcript has 5 exons. NCBI's taxonomy places the organism in Eukaryota, Haptophyta, Isochrysidales, Noelaerhabdaceae.
UCCACGGACCCGCCGUGCUUCCCGAGCUCUGCGACGGUGCAGCGCGCCGACGGCGUUACCGCCCUCCUCUCCUCCCUCUCCGCCGGCGACUCGAUCCUCGCCGCGGCGGCCGACGGCACCCUCGCUUUCGAUUGCGUGAGAGCGCACCCUCGGCUUCGACGUCGUCUCCUCCUUCUCGCUGGCCGACCCCUGCCCGCCGGCCCGGCAAAGGCGCUCAAGCAGGCGUCCGAGGUUGCCGUCGGAGAGACGAUCUGGCUCGCGUCGCCGGCCGCGGGCACGCUCGCGCCCGUCCUCAAGAUAACCAAGGUCGUGGCCGACGGGCUGCACAGCCCGCUCACCAAGCACGGCGGCUGGCCGGUCGUCGACGGCGUCGCGACCUCGUACAACAGCGCGGCUGUCGUCGCGCGCAACAAGUACCUCCUCCCGCUCGUCGAGGCGGUCUGCCCCUCCCUCGGCCGCCUCGUCGUGGCGGCCGUGAACCCCAAGCCGAUGCACUACAUCGAUGGCGAGGUGGUCGAGCCAAUCUCGUCCGAGGCUUUUAAGCCAAAGCCGAGGCUCGUCGGACAAUUCGAGGCUUGUUAG